CUGAAGGUGGCAACAGCUAAUGAUUAUUUCUACCAUCAGUUCAUCGGUGUGGCGAUCUGUCGUGGAUCGUAUGUAUAGGGAAAUUAAAUCUGUUAUUUAAAAAGUAAUCGUUCGCCAUAUUCUUAAAUUAAAUAAAAAUGGCUCCGAAAAGGAAUAAUAUGAUACCUAAUGGCCACUUUCAUAAAGAUUGGCAAAGAUUUGUUAAAACAUGGUUCAAUCAACCUAUGCGCAAGAAGCGCCGUCAUGCCAGUCGAGUUAAAAAGGCCCGUGUUAUUGCACCCAGACCAGCUAAGGGCCCUAUUCGUCCUGUGGUUAGAUGUCCAACAUUUCGUUAUCAUACUAAACAAAGAUUAGGACGUGGGUUUUCUCUAGAAGAGUUAAAGGCUGCAGGUCUUCAUAGGAAAGAAGCAAGAACCAUUGGAAUUUCUGUUGAUUACAGAAGGAGAAAUAAGAAUGUUGAAAGUCUGCAACAAAAUGUUCAACGCCUAAAAGUUUACAAAUCUAAAUUGAUUCUCUUCCCACGCAAAUUAUCCAAGCCAAAGAAGGGUGAUGCAACAGCUGAAGAAAUUAAAAUGGCUACUCAGCUGAAGGGAGUAGUCAUGCCUGUCAGAAAGCAUGUCAGGAUUGAAAAAGCACGUAAACCAACUGAAGAAGAAAGAAAAUUCCAGGCCUUUAUUACACUCCGAACUGAACGAGCUAAUGCUAGGUACUGGGGCUUGAGGCAGAAGAAGGCUAAGGAAGCAGCAGAAAGCUUAGAAGCUGCACCCAAAAAGAUAAAAUAGAAUGUAUAAUGUGAAUAAAGACAGUUCGUUUCAA
Argiope bruennichi is the source of this 816-nucleotide messenger RNA. RefSeq names its product 60S ribosomal protein L13-like (gene RpL13). NCBI's taxonomy places the organism in Eukaryota, Metazoa, Arthropoda, Arachnida, Araneae, Araneidae. Gene Ontology annotation, cellular component: ribosome; cytosolic large ribosomal subunit. Gene Ontology annotation, biological process: translation. The record is from RefSeq and is a predicted model, not a curated record. The coding region runs from base 138 to 782 and encodes 214 amino acids. Gene Ontology annotation, molecular function: structural constituent of ribosome; RNA binding. The transcript has 4 exons.